Molecule: messenger RNA, 1772 nt
Organism: Heterobilharzia americana
Lineage: Eukaryota; Metazoa; Platyhelminthes; Trematoda; Strigeidida; Schistosomatidae
Source: the annotation of a GenBank genome assembly
AUUUUUAAGAUAGGAACAUGGUUAGCCAAAUAAAAGAAAUGAUCUCAUUUAGAUAUAGCCUCCAAAAAAGAAGCCAGGGAAAAAGAAGGGAAGAAAUCAUCUACAUCUUCAAAGUCGAAGACACCAACCGUCGUCGAUGGAGUGUCAACAGCGGAGAUGACGAAAGAAGAAUUAGAGGAACAUAUAAUAAGACUUCGAGAGGAACUAGAAAGAGAACGAGAAGAAAGAAACUACUUUCAGCUUGAAAGAGACAAAGUGAACACAUUCUGGGAGAUUUCCAAACAACAACUUGAAGAUCGCUCGUCUGAACUUAGGAAUAAAGAACGCGAAAUGGAAGAAUCUGAAGAAAGGCAUCAAUUAGAAUUAAAAGUUUAUAAACAAAAAGUCAAACAUCUUCUCUACGAACAUCAAAAUCACAUCUCGGAAUUGAAAGCUGAUUCUGCAACUGCUAUCCGAAUUAAUCAGGAAGAAAAUGCACAAGUCCAGGGACUUCUAAGACAAGACCAGGAAAAUUUGAAGGUUAAGUUGAGAGAAACUCAAUUUUCGAGCGAGGACAACGUGAGAACUUUGAAAAAGAAGCAUGAAAAUGAAAUGCAUGAAAUAAGAAAAGACUUUGAAAGGAAGAUGGAAGAACAAAAAAGGAUUUACGUGAAGAAUACGAAAGAGCUUCGAGAGAGGCUGGAUCUACAGCGGAAGAACGAGCUUCACGAAACUGAAGAAAGGAAAAAUAACCACAUAAACGCUCUUAUGCGCAGUCAUGAAAAAUCAUACGCAGAAAUGAAAAACUAUUAUAACGACAUAACUCUGAACAACUUAGCUCUCAUAAACACACUAAAGGAACAGUUAGAAGAAAGGAAAAAGAAUGAGGAACGUUUAGAACGUCGAGCAACUGAGAUAGCAGCUGAAAAUCGCCGGUUAGUUGAACCGUUAAAUAAAGCUCGUGAAGAAAAUAAUGAGAUGAAAAGACAAAUGACCAACUAUGAAAAGGAUAAGAUUGUACUUAAACAAACUAAAGUUUUACUGAAAACAUAUGAAAAAGAAAAGAAACAUAUAGAAUGGAAGUAUGAUAUUUUAGAGCAACGAUUUAAACAAAUAGAAACUGAACGCGAUGAUUUAUACGCAAAAUUUGUACUAGCUAUUCAAGAGGUUCAACAAAAAUGUGGAUUAAAGAAUAUACUACUGGAAAAACGCUUAAAUGCACUAACUGAAACAAUCGAAAAGAAAGAAGCACAAUUAAGUGAAGUCUUAUCGGCGAGUAAUUUAGAUCCGAUUGCUAUGGCAACAGUAUCAAGAAAGUUAGGAGAUAUUUUAGACUCGAAAAAUGGUACUAUUAAAGAACUUCAGUAUGAACUUGCUCGAGUUUGCAAGGCUCAUAAUGAUCUACUCAUGGCUUGUGAAGGAAAACUUCAACAAUUUGGUAUACCUGUACAAGAACUUGGUUUUCAUCCACUAAAAACUACACUGAACUCUCAGAAAUUAGGUCAAGGACCAGCUGGUUUGAUCUCAGUGCCACCAUAAAAUGUAGUGUAAUAUGAAGCCUAAAAUAAAAUGAAUAUAAACUACACAAAAACUGAAUUCAAUACACAAAACAUUUUUGUUUUUUUAGAACGAUUAAACAUGAAUUUUGAAUUGAACAAUUUUUUAUUACAAAUCUAGUCAAAAAACUAUGAAGCAGUUAUUGGUUUUUAAUUAUCAUUUGAACAAGUAAACUCAAUUUAAAGAAACAAAUUGAGAAGUAUCUCAUAUUUGGAAUAAAAAUGAUAAAUUCUGCU